Molecule: messenger RNA, 2813 nt
Organism: Odobenus rosmarus divergens (Pacific walrus)
Lineage: Eukaryota; Metazoa; Chordata; Mammalia; Carnivora; Odobenidae
Gene: BMAL1
Product: aryl hydrocarbon receptor nuclear translocator-like
Exons: 20
Coding region: 555-2303 (582 amino acids)
Biological process (GO): circadian rhythm; regulation of transcription by RNA polymerase II
Cellular component (GO): nucleus; aryl hydrocarbon receptor complex; cytoplasm
Molecular function (GO): DNA-binding transcription factor activity, RNA polymerase II-specific; RNA polymerase II cis-regulatory region sequence-specific DNA binding; protein dimerization activity
Source: RefSeq, a predicted model, not a curated record
GGAAAGUAGGUUAGUGGUGCGACAUUUAGGGAAGGCAGAAAGUAGGUCAGGGACGGAGGUGCCUGUUUACCCGCGCCGGACUCACCGCCGCCGCCGCCGCGGGAUCCGAGUGGGGGCGCGGACGCGGGCGCUCCCGCGAGCCACGGUGGUGCUGGCUAGAGUGCACACUUUUGGACCCAAACUUAAAUUUUCAAAUGUGGAAUCCUAGGCCUUCACUGGUUUCUGGAAGAAGUUGACUGCCUGAAAGGAAACGACAAAACAUGAAAAUCGCUUUGAGGUGACCCAUAAGUCCAGUGGCCCCUUGCUCCUCCCAAGGUGGAUCUGAGCUUUAAGAACUGUAAUUUCAGACCUCCAAUGGCCGACCAGAGAAUGGACAUUUCUUCGACAAUCAGUGACUUCAUGUCCCCGGGCCCCACCGACCUGCUCUCCAGCCCCCUCGGCACAGGCAGCAUGGAUUGCAACCGCAAGCGGAAAGGCAGCUCUACCGACUACCAUUCACAGGUCGAAUUUGGGGAGCACAGUGGCUGAAGGUCAGAUGCCCACUAGGAGAUGCUAUGAUUAAUAUAGAAAGCAUGGACACAGACAAAGACGACCCUCACGGAAGGUUAGAAUACACAGAGCACCAAGGAAGGAUCAAAAAUGCCAGGGAAGCUCACAGUCAGAUUGAAAAGAGGCGUCGGGAUAAAAUGAACAGCUUCAUUGAUGAAUUGGCUUCUUUGGUGCCCACGUGCAAUGCCAUGUCCAGGAAAUUAGAUAAACUUACUGUGCUGAGGAUGGCCGUUCAGCACAUGAAAACAUUACGAGGUGCCACCAACCCAUACACAGAAGCAAACUACAAACCAACUUUUCUGUCAGAUGAUGAAUUGAAACACCUCAUUCUCAGGGCAGCAGAUGGAUUUUUGUUUGUCGUAGGAUGUGACCGAGGGAAGAUCCUCUUUGUCUCCGAGUCUGUCUUCAAGAUCCUCAACUACAGUCAGAACGAUCUGAUCGGUCAGAGUUUGUUUGACUACCUGCACCCUAAAGACAUCGCCAAAGUGAAGGAACAGCUCUCGUCCUCAGACACGGCACCCCGGGAGCGGCUCAUAGAUGCAAAAACUGGACUUCCAGUUAAAACAGAUAUAACCCCUGGGCCAUCUCGAUUAUGUUCUGGAGCACGACGUUCUUUCUUCUGUAGGAUGAAGUGUAACAGGCCUUCAGUAAAGGUGGAAGACAAGGAUUUCCCCUCUACCUGCUCAAAGAAAAAAGAUCGAAAGAGCUUCUGCACCAUCCACAGCACAGGGUACCUGAAGAGCUGGCCGCCCACAAAGAUGGGGCUGGACGAGGACAGCGAACCGGACAACGAGGGCUGUAACCUCAGCUGUCUCGUCGCCAUCGGACGCCUGCAUUCGCACGUGGUUCCGCAGCCGGUGAACGGGGAAAUCAGGGUGAAGUCUAUGGAGUAUGUGUCUCGGCACGCGAUAGACGGGAAGUUUGUUUUUGUAGACCAGAGGGCAACAGCUAUUUUGGCAUAUUUACCACAAGAACUUCUAGGCACAUCAUGUUACGAAUAUUUUCACCAAGAUGACAUAGGACAUCUCGCAGAAUGUCAUAGGCAAGUUUUACAGACGAGAGAAAAGAUUACGACUAACUGCUAUAAGUUUAAAAUCAAAGAUGGUUCUUUCAUCACGCUGCGGAGUCGAUGGUUCAGUUUCAUGAACCCUUGGACCAAGGAAGUCGAAUACAUUGUCUCAACCAACACUGUUGUUUUAGCCAACGUCCUGGAAGGCGGGGACCCAGCCUUCCCACAGCUCACAGCGUCCCCCCACAGCAUGGACAGCAUGCUGCCCUCUGGAGAAGGUGGCCCAAAGAGGACCCACCCCACUGUUCCAGGGAUUCCAGGGGGAACCAGGGCUGGGGCAGGCAAAAUAGGUCGAAUGAUUGCUGAAGAAAUCAUGGAGAUCCACAGAAUAAGAGGGUCCUCACCUUCCAGUUGUGGCUCCAGCCCAUUAAACAUCACAAGUACACCUCCCCCUGAUGCCUCUUCUCCAGGAGGCAAGAAGAUUUUAAAUGGAGGGACUCCAGACAUUCCUUCCAGUGGCCUACUACCAGGGCAGGCUCAGGAAAACCCAGGUUAUCCAUAUUCUGAUAGUUCCUCUAUUCUUGGCGAGAAUCCUCACAUAGGCAUAGACAUGAUAGAAAACGACCAAGGCUCAAGUAGCCCCAGUAAUGACGAAGCAGCGAUGGCUGUCAUAAUGAGUCUCUUGGAAGCAGAUGCUGGGCUGGGUGGUCCUGUCGACUUCAGCGACUUGCCAUGGCCGCUGUAAACACUACAUGUUGCUUUGGCAACAGCUACAGUAUCAAAGUGCAUUACUGGUGGAGUUUUACAGUCUGUGAAGCUUACUGGAUAAAGAGAGAACAGCUUUUAUGUACUGUCUUCAUAAGAGCCAUCUCAGAGCCAUUGAUACAAGUCAAUCUUACUAUGUGUAACUUCAGACAAAGUGGAACUAAGCCUGCUCCAGUGUGUCUUCAUCAUCGAUUAUUGGGCUAGCUGUGGAUAGCUUGCAUUAAUUGUAUAUUUUGAAUUCUGUUUGUGUUGAAUUUUUUAAUCAUCGUGCACAGAAGCAUCAUUGGUAGCUUUUAUAUGCAAAUGGUCAUUUCAGAUGUAUGGUGUUUUUACACUACAAAGAAGUCCCCCAUGUGGAUAUUUCUUAUACUAAUUGUAUCAUAAAGCCGUUUAUUCUUCCUUGUAAGAAUCCUUUACUAUAAAUAUGGGUUAAAGUAUAAUGUAUUAGACAGUUAAAUAUUUUUAAUAAAUGUUUCCCUUGUUCUAUAAA